AUGGUGCCCGAAACAAAGUUUGAAGAAAACGUAAAUGAUCCUUUUAAAGUAGAGCCAAAAGAAGAUAAACGUAAAGCUACACGAAGAAGAAAAUUGGACGCAUGUUCUUCCUUAGCUCUUUACAAAAGCUGUCAACAAGAGGGUCACAGUACAUCGCGAUCUCAUGAAUGCCCUAAUAAUAUACCAUCGAAGUCCGAAGACUUUGUAAACAAUCUUGGAUUUCCUUACAAAGCUUUCACGAGAAAACUCCCAUUGGACACUGCUGUCAACAAUGAAUACAAAGAGCUACUAAUAAAUAAGAUCAUUAUCACUUCAAACGAUCCCCGUAAUAUCAUAUCCAGGGCAAUGAUGCUCAUAAACAGCUACUGCCUGGCACCUUCUCGUGAUUCAAUACCUAACUCCAUUUACAAACAGAAAUUUUGGUACCCGGUAUGCCAACUUGUCAAGGACAGAAAAGUAACAAAGAGCGCUAACGUACCACCAGAUCUUGUAAAAUCCUGGGAUACCUAUAGAGCCUCGAUUAAAAAUACCGUAUACGAUCAAACCUCAUAA
Messenger RNA from Phycomyces blakesleeanus NRRL 1555(-), 552 nucleotides. RefSeq lists its product as hypothetical. Lineage: Eukaryota; Fungi; Mucoromycota; Mucoromycetes; Mucorales; Phycomycetaceae. The coding region runs from base 1 to 552 and encodes 183 amino acids. The transcript has 3 exons. The record is from RefSeq and is a predicted model, not a curated record.